AUGCGUCUACCUGUUAGAGCAUUCUCAGUGGCCAAGUCAAUCCCUGGUUCAAGAUACGUGUCGACGACCCUUUGCCUCGUUUGCAGCAGCCGAUUCCAUGGUCACCGAACCGCACCUGGGCUCGGAUGUCGCGAGUUCAGUCGAGCAACUCGUGAUGACGUGACGCAGCUAGGAGAGAAUGAUGUAGCACAAUCCAGGAGUCCCGGUAAAUCUGGGAGUGAAUCUGGUUUGAACGCGUUGAGAAGCAGGAAUAAAGCAGUCAAGGAUGACCUCAAAGCUGCAGGACCAAAUGCAAAUCGAAUCAUCCUAGGGCAGAGCCCUGAAUUGCCCAUCCGAGCUCGCUUUGCGCCAUCCCCAACGGGAUAUUUGCACUUGGGCUCUUUGAGGACGGCUCUCUUCAAUAAUUUGGCUGCGAGAGCCUCGAAAGGCGGUGCCUUCAUCCUACGCAUCGAAGAUACUGACCAGAAGCGGUUGGUAGGCGAUGCGGAGGAACGGUUAAUUAGAGAUCUCAAAUGGGCAGGUCUGUCUUGGGAUGAAGGUCCUGACUGCGGCGGUGCGUUUGGGCCAUACAGACAGUCCCAAAGACUUGAUAUUUACAAAAGCCACGUGAAAACCUUGCUUGACCAUGAGCAUGCUUACCGUUGCUUUUGCAGCUCCGAGCAGCUAGAGUUGCAGAAGCGAGAACUGCACAGAGCCGGGAAGUCUACUGCAUAUCCCGGCACAUGUCGCUCCAUUGCACCGCCCGAGUCAGAAAGACGAGCGCUUGACGGCGAGCCUCACGUGGUGCGUCUCAAGGGCGAUGCUUUUGGCCGGCCCAAGUUCCGCGAUGCCAUCUACGGGCUGUUCCAGAAGCAGGACCCAGAAGAAGAUUUUGUGUUGCUCAAGUCCGAUGGAUUUCCAACUUAUCACCUGGCAAAUGUUGUUGACGACCAUUUAAUGCACAUCAGUCAUGUUAUCCGAGGCGAGGAAUGGUUGAUAUCGACACCCAAGCAUCUGGCGCUAUACGAGGCAUUUGGUUGGAAGCCGCCCACCUUCGCUCAUCUCGGUCUGCUAGUCAACUCUGAUGGCAGCAAACUCAGCAAGCGGACCGACAGCGCCAACCUCUCUACGUACCAGGACAAAGGUGUCUUUCCGAUGGCUCUGCUGUCCUGGCUGGCAAAUUUGGGCUCUUCUUUCAAAGCCAGCAUCAAGCCCCCUCGAACGGUACCAGAUAUUGCCGAUGCGUUGACUUUCAAAUUCACACGAGGUGGCAUAAGACUCAACGCUGAGAAACUAGACCACUUCAGUAGCAAAUAUCGCGACGCCAUAUUGUGGGAUCCUAUACCUGAGUUGUCAGAAACGGAAACUAGUCUCAUCAGCGGCUUGAUCACCCAGCCCAUGCUGCAGGAGAUCGAUUCCGUCACCAAAAAAGCCGCCGCGUCGGAAAUGCUGCCGCACGGAUGGGACAGCCCGCCAACUCCCGUUCCUGCCAUGGCCAAUGAGAAGACUAGAGCUUCUUACGUUUACAACAUUUUCGCGUCCAAGAAAGGAGGGUUCCUGUCAGCCGAGACACUUAUACGACAGCACCCUUAUCUGCUCUGGCGGGUCCCCGAGAGUGUAUAUAAACGUUCACUCGCGUCAUACGAGCCAGAUGGACGAAUUUUACUAGCUCUCAGCUCUGCAGUCAACAACGAAGAGCUCUGGACCGCCCAAGGUGCAGAGGUGAUGAAUGCCGUUUUGACGGUGCUUGAAGGACAAGGCACAGACAAUAUCACACUUCACGAUACGAUAAGGCUCGUGGCUGCCGGUGGCCACGACGUCGUGUCUCAAAGCAGUUCCCGACUGUUUAUGCUUCUCGGGAGAGAUGAGUGGCAAUUCCGUCUCGAUACUCUGGGUCUGAUGUACGAUUAG
Molecule: messenger RNA, 1890 nt
Organism: Metarhizium album ARSEF 1941
Lineage: Eukaryota; Fungi; Ascomycota; Sordariomycetes; Hypocreales; Clavicipitaceae
Product: glutamyl-tRNA synthetase
Exons: 6
Coding region: 1-1890 (629 amino acids)
Biological process (GO): glutamyl-tRNA aminoacylation
Molecular function (GO): zinc ion binding; glutamate-tRNA ligase activity; ATP binding
Source: RefSeq, a predicted model, not a curated record